GUUCGUUCCAUCAUUCAGUCACGCGAAUUCGAAGCCGCAGGGAUCUCUCCGUGGGAUGUCGUCCUUCGUGAGAACUGCACGGUGCACUCUUCUGUGCUUACUGUGUUACCUAAUCGCGCAACAUCGCGUUCUUGCAGAUGAUAAUAAUCCUUAUCAAUUCUCCUUCAACAUCGUCGAUUUUCAGCAUAGAUACGAGGAGAAAGAUGCCGAGGGACUUAUUAACGGAGAAUAUGGCUUCAUUACGGCAGAUGGUGUUUACCACGAGACUGGAUAUGCCACGGAUAAAAGUGGUGAUUUUAUUAUCACCAGGCAGAGAAAUCGGAAGAUAACGAGUUUGAAGGACGCGCAGGAAAUAUUCAAAGAUAGACCGGAAGCAGCGAAGAAAUUGGUAGAAGCUGUGAUAAAGGCUUGCGGCGGCUGUAAGAUCCCAACGGACGAUCAUCCGAAACCUGCAAAGACAACGCAAUCGCCGUUGCAGAAAGAAAUGGACCCGAUAUUCAAGCAAAUGAUAAAGACACUGGCGGAAAAUGUAAAACAUGACGAGGAGAAACAGCCAGCGAAAGAGAUCGUCAAAAGCAUGAUGCGAGCUGCCAAGAAGUUAUUAUCCGAAGAAGAUAAACCGAAUGAAAUCAUAAAUGAUCGAGUGUUGGAAAAUAUGGCGAAUGAUCUGUACUAUCGAUUCAAUUACACAAUAAUGACGCACGGCCAUCACGAGGACGGUUAUCGAAGCGGGAAAAAAGACGGUAGCUAUCAGUCGCGAGAUGAAAACGGUAUCGACACGCAGGUGAAAUAUGUGUCGAAUGAAUUCGGGCAUCAACCCAACAUUACAUUUAUCACGCAGGCGAAUGCAACCGACGAAAAGCCCGCUUUCAAAGGAUAUUUGUUUCGUUGGUAUUGGCCAUAAGCUUCAUAUAAUGGAUUUUGUUCUAACGAAGAAAUUUAUAUUACAAAAAGUACUAACAUUUUUUUAAAUAAUAUCGAGCUACGUCUAAGAAUUCGUAAAAUUUUAGAAAGAAAAAUAAUAUCUUUAGAGACAAAAAAUAAUAUAUUACACAUUUACAAUAACUAAGAAAAAAUAUAUAUGUAUAAUUCAUUAUAAUAUAUAAACAUUAUUAUAUAUAUAAAUUAAUAGUAAAAAUAAUUAAUUAUUUUCUAA
This is a messenger RNA of Cataglyphis hispanica, 1156 nucleotides long. RefSeq names its product protein lethal(3)malignant blood neoplasm 1 (gene l(3)mbn). Lineage: Eukaryota; Metazoa; Arthropoda; Insecta; Hymenoptera; Formicidae. The coding region runs from base 56 to 904 and encodes 282 amino acids. The transcript has 5 exons. The record is from RefSeq and is a predicted model, not a curated record.